Molecule: messenger RNA, 1155 nt
Organism: Raphanus sativus (radish)
Lineage: Eukaryota; Viridiplantae; Streptophyta; Magnoliopsida; Brassicales; Brassicaceae
Product: abscisic acid receptor PYL6
Exons: 1
Coding region: 98-712 (204 amino acids)
Biological process (GO): abscisic acid-activated signaling pathway
Cellular component (GO): nucleus; cytoplasm
Molecular function (GO): abscisic acid binding; protein phosphatase inhibitor activity; signaling receptor activity
Source: RefSeq, a predicted model, not a curated record
CUCAUUACACAUUUCAUAAGACCUCACGAAGCAAACCAAUUCUAUUUUUUUGUAAGAGAGAGAGAGACAUAGCCAGAGAAUAACACUUGUUCUUAAUAUGCCAACAUCGCUACAGUUUCAGAGAUCCUCCACCGCCGCAGAAUCAGCCAACCACCACAACAAACAGCUUCAGAAAAUGAGCCUCACGCUGGGCAUGGCUGAUGUCCCGGAGCACGUGGAGCUUUCUCACACGCACGUGGUGGAGCCAUCUCAGUGCUUCUCCGUCGUUGUACAGGACGUGAACGCUCCUGCUUCCACCGUCUGGUCGAUCCUCAGCCGCUUCGAACACCCUCAAGCGUAUAAACACUUUGUGAGGAGCUGCCACGUGGCUGCCGGAGACGGUCGAGAGGUUGGCUCCGUGAGGGAGGUCCGAGUCGUCUCUGGUCUCCCCGCCGCGUUCAGCUUAGAGAGGCUUGAGAUCAUGGACGAGGAUCGCCGCGUCAUGAGCUUCAGCGUCGUGGGUGGGGACCACAGGCUUCAGAACUACAGAUCGGUCACGACGGUGCACGAGUCGCCGGACAGCAAGAAGAAGACACGUGUCGUGGAGUCGUACGUUGUUGACGUGCCGUCUGGUAAUGAUAAGGAUGAGACUUGCAGCUUCGCCGACACCAUUGUACGUUGCAACUUGCAGUCGUUGGCUAAACUCGCCGAGAACCCGCCUAGAAUCUCGUAAUUACAUUUUCGUUUGAAAACUUUUUAAUUUUAUAUUUAUCUUCUAAUAUAUUCUCUAUUUCAAAGAUUUUAUCCGUUUUUAGGCUCUAGAUUAUUUAAUAAUCGUCGGGGAUUUUUCGAAACUACAAAAAAUGAAUGGUUUUGGUUUUUCGGAGUUAGGGUUUUAGGGUUUGUUAAGUGUUCGUUUCAACGAUACUUUAGUUUACCCUUAAGAUCGGUUACUUCUUGAACUUAUGUGUAAAUACAAUCUCGUAGCUUUUAAAUAAACAAGACAUUGUUUGCAUAGGUUUUUAUCUCCCUAGUGCUCUUGUUUCCAGUUACUUUAAAUAUGUAUGAUCUUUGUUUAAUCAUGUAACAAUAUAAUGUUCAGUUACUGACUAUUGUUUUUAUGUUUUCGAGAUUAUGAUCUCUAGUUUGAAUCUGAUAAUUUUUAAGGUACGGCAA